GAAAUACCUGAAACACAGGGAAUCCUAUUUCAGGCACAUGUAAACCAUCAUUCACCAUUUGUUUUAUGGAAUAACCAUGGAAUGCGUGUUUUUUUAAAUAAAUUAUGUUUAUUUUUAAUUCAAGGUAAUUAAUAAGAUCAGGAAAUAAUUCGUGUAGUUUCGUAAAUAUGAGCAAAAAUCUGAAAAAGGGCAAAGGCCGUAGACGGUACUAGCGUCUGUUGGAAUAAAAAUGCCGCUAUGUAAAGUGCCAAUUACAUCCACACUAUCAGGCCCGAAGUUGGACCUUAACAAGAGUAUUUUUCCGUUUUACCAAAUAUCAGCACAUUAUUUACAAUAUUUGAAAUGUAAAAAAAAUAGUUCAUAUGCCAAAAUAUCAAACAUUGAAGAACAUUUUUGGCAAUUAGAGCCAAUUUUUACAUUUCAAAAAUUGUUAAUGAUGUGCUGAAACGAAAAACGAUUAUCAGUCCUGACAUCGGGACUGAUAUCGGGAAGUGUGGAUGUAAUUUGCGCUUAAUGCAAAAUCGCAUUCGGGCGUCUGUGAAGGCCCUUUAUUAGCUUAGGGGCGCGGGGCGUACCGGAUCGCGACCUUGGUACGGUCCGAGGCACGUUCGACCGAGUGGAAGGUGGUUUGCCGUACUUCUGUCACGGACGAAGCUAUGAGUGAAAGCGAGAAAGAGAAAAGCUGACGACCAAAGUCGCGUCCGUUACGCCUGUCUGUUAGCAAUUCAUAGGGCAUGUCAAAAAUGACGUUUUGUGUCAAACUUGUCUGAUACUCUAUAUUAUAGACUAUUUCUUUGGAAUAAAGUCUUUUCUUGACUACCAUUCCCAGCCUCCACCCCCCAGCUAUGAUAAUUUAUGUGAUAGGUAUGAUAUUUUUGUUUUGAAACUUGAAUCUAAACAGAUACAAAUGUCAUGUUGCAUCAUUAAAAUAUCGCGUUGCAUUACGAACUGCAUGUGUGAAUCGUAUUAAAAACAAACAUGGGUGUGUCGUGUCGGAUAUAUAUACGGAAACCUCGGGAAGGUAUCCACCGGGCUGGUCAACCUAUCAACGGGAUACUGAGCUACGCAAUCGACGAACCAACUGAGUACCAGACGGCUGUUUUAUCGCUUAUUGGCACGGCGAAAUGCAAAUGGACUGAACACGACGGUAACCAUUCGUACACUUACACCGGAAAAGAAGUAUUUUUGUCAAUGCAUGUGAAUAUUCUUAAUAAACCGUCGGAUGAAACAAUAACGUUGCCAGUUGGGGCGUACGAAUUUCGAUUCGAGUUUAUCAUGCCUUAUGAUAUACCAUCCAGCUUUGAAGAUAAACAUAGCAAUAUCACCUAUCAGGUAAAGGCGAAAUUUGAAAAGCCAAGUUUUUUUAGUCUUACAAGGAGGUUUGAGAAACAAAUCACUAUAUAUGGAAAUGUUAACCCUUCUACUCCCGUAGAAUCCGUAACUUAUGGACUCCAAAAGAAACUGUUUAGGUUAUUUUCUUCUACUGACCAUAUUGUGGAUUUGAAAGUGCGGAUUUCAAAAUCCUUUUUAACACCUGGUGAGAAUGCUACUUUGGAUUUGUCUGUGAUUAAUGAUAGUGAUACAGAAAUACCUUACCUCACAACGGAACUUUGCAGCAGGACAACUUACAUAGCAGAAGGGAUGUUUAGUAAUAAAACAAAAGUUGUUGAUAAAACAAUUGGUGGGUGUACAUGCACCACCCCACCGGUCUUAGCAUACAAAACUGCAAACUUUGCAAGUGUAGUUCCAACACCACCACACUUAUAUUCAAUACAGCAUUGUAAAAUUAUAAGCAAAGAGUUCUAUAUCCGAGUAAAUAUUCAUUUACCGUUUCCACAUAGAAAUGCCACAUCUGUUAUACCAGUAGUUAUUGGUGAGGGUCAUUAUGGAGAUUGUUCUGGGAUCGUAGAACUAGAAGACAAUUUUGAAACUGGCCUAGAAGCAACCAUUAGUGAUCCACCACCAUCCUAUUGGGAAGUGAUGAAUGAAGAUAAGAGCCAAGAUGAAAGUGGGUUGACAAGUAAAGAUAAAGAAUAAAAUUAAAAAUAGGGCAGAAGGAGGAGAAAUAAGUGAUCAUUAGUAAUUUUAAGUUGAAGGAUAAACUUGUUUUAGGUACAGUGUCAUUGCAACACUUAUAUUGAUAUCAUGAUGACUCAUAAUAUUGAAGAUAAAAGAAGGUUAUUCAAACAAUGAUCUAAAACAAUUACAUAAAGGGACUUCCCAGAUAUAUGUAUUCACACUAUUUGUGGCACAUUUCAAAUCUACAGAACAUGUUGCAUUAUGACAUAUCUAUGUUAUAUUAUUAUUUUAAGGCAUGUUACAUUAUAUAUUCAGCAUAAUUAUGUCCUUUUUAAUAGUAAGAACUUUUAGUUUGUCAAGACAUUUCCGUCAGUAAAAUAAGGCGGCAAAAAUGUAGGCGCAAAGGGUCAGUCUUCCAUACAAAAUUUGAAUUUCACGCCUUUUUUUACUCUCAAAGUGGGUUAACCAGGGUAUAUAUUUUUGGGUUAUUCCCACUACUUACCAGCAUGUUGUUACCAGUGGUAACUACAGGGAUUUCUUUUUUAUCAACAACUUGGUGGUAACUAGUGAGAAUAACCCACUGUUUUUUUUCUUUACUUAUUAGGUGAUAAGAUGAAAUUUUAUUUGCAAAUACUCAUGAUUUAUGUUAUUAAUAAUAUUUUAAUUGUAAUGCUUUUUAGAAAGUCAUAAAAUAAUGUAUCCUAAUAAUUAAGCAAUAUCUCUAUCAUCUAGUCUCCCAUGGAUCAAAACUUGCCAAGAUAAAUGCAAUUUUAAUUUGUCAAGUAAACAAUCAAGUCUGGGCAUGAUAUAACAAAGUUUCUUUACGAACUAGGAGUAUACAGGCAGAAUACCUAAUAAUUAAUAAAUUACUCAAUUAAAUA
Cydia pomonella (codling moth) is the source of this 2900-nucleotide messenger RNA. Its product is annotated as arrestin domain-containing protein 2-like. Gene Ontology annotation, cellular component: cytoplasm. The record is from RefSeq and is a predicted model, not a curated record. Gene Ontology annotation, biological process: protein transport. Lineage: Eukaryota; Metazoa; Arthropoda; Insecta; Lepidoptera; Tortricidae. Bases 979 to 2037 code for a protein of 352 amino acids. The transcript has a single exon.